AUGACGUCCCUCAGCCGGACUGGCCUGCGCGUCCCCUCGGUGCUGGUGCUGGUCAUGGUCCUGGUCGUCGUCCAGAGCCGGUGGGCCAGGGCGGGUCGCCCGGACCGCGCGGCGGCCGCCGCCGUGUUGGCGUCGGAGGAGUACGUGAGCGCCACGGUCAACGCCAGCGUGAUGGACGCGCGAGGACACGCCGUCCACGUCAUGAGCAGCGAAGACGGAACCUACGGCCAGAACUCGCCCAAAGUGGACACCCGCGCGCUGCUCGUCGUCACGCCCGCGCCGCGCCACGGAGUGGUGGAUCGUCAGGGCUGUGACCCCGACACGCGCUUUGUGGCGCCGCCCCGUGGCGUCCAGUGGGUGGCGCUGCUGCAGAGAGGGAACUGCACCUUCCGGGAGAAAAUUCUGAAGGCCGCCACCUUCAAUGCUUCCGCCGUGCUCAUCUACAACAACUCCACCAACAAGACUGUCAAGAUGGGCCACGAAGGUACGGGCGACACAGUGGCGGUGAUGAUCACGGAAGGUUAUGGCAAAGACAUCCUGGCCCAACUGGAAAGGAACCUGAGCGUGGUGGUGACGGUCUUUGUGGGUCAGCGCAUUCCCCCCAAGAACAUCAACCGAGGCUCGCUGGUCUUUGUGUCCAUCUCCUUCAUCGUCCUCAUGAUCAUCUCUUCGGCUUGGCUCAUCUUCUACUUCAUACAGAAGAUACGAUACGGCGGCGCGCCGCACCGUGGACACCGUCGUCUGGGCGACGCGGCCAAGAGGGCCAUCGGGAAGUUAAGCACCAGGACGGUGAAGAAAGGAGAUAAAGAGACGGAUCCUGACUUCAACCACUGUGCAGUUUGUAUCGAGUCAUACCAGCUGAACGACGUGGUCCGCAUCCUUCCCUGCAAGCACGUGUUCCACAAGGCCUGCGUGGAUCCGUGGCUCAACGAGCACUGCACGUGUCCCAUGUGCAAACUCAACAUCCUCAAGGCUCUGGGCAUUUCGGGUGGCGUGCCGUACGUAGACAGCGAGGUCCUGAAUGCCGAGCAUCCCGGUGGGGCUCAGGCGUCCGCCGGCCCCAGGGCGCCGCCUAGCCGGCGAAGCGGCCGACCCGCCGUCAGCCUGGAGCCUCUCAGCCCGCCCCGCCCGGAGGCCCCGCCCCUUUCCCCCGCUGAUAUCGCCAUUGCCGUCACCAGCGGUCACUUCUUCACGUCGACGCCUCCUCCUCGCACAGAGCUGCCGGACCUGCAGGCCCCUCUCGACCUCUACGACAACAAGUCCUGA
This is a messenger RNA of Syngnathus typhle (broad-nosed pipefish), 1266 nucleotides long. It is a transcript of the gene rnf130, whose product is annotated as ring finger protein 130. The transcript has 8 exons. The record is from RefSeq and is a predicted model, not a curated record. Lineage: Eukaryota; Metazoa; Chordata; Actinopteri; Syngnathiformes; Syngnathidae. The coding region runs from base 1 to 1266 and encodes 421 amino acids.